Miscanthus lutarioriparius is the source of this 1044-nucleotide messenger RNA. The record is from the annotation of a GenBank genome assembly. Lineage: Eukaryota; Viridiplantae; Streptophyta; Magnoliopsida; Poales; Poaceae.
AUGCCGGAGCUCCGCCUACCGAUAACCGCCCCGGCCGCGGCCGGGUCCCGCCGCCAUUCCCGGAGGCUACGGCGCCGCUGCCGCCUAAUCCUCCUCCUUGUCCUCUCCCUCUCCGUCCUCUCCCUCGCCUACCUCUCCUUUUCCUCCCAUGCCAACCUCCCAAUCCACGCAAUGCAUCAUGGCCUAUCUAAUAGGGAGAACCUUUUGAAGGGGAAUGGUCAGGGAUACAGCCCUGAUGUUACAAAUAUCUCUAUGACUAAAGUUGAGUUGGAACCCCCCAAAAGUCGAAAGAAACCACACAAGCGCUAUGCACCAUGCGAUAUUCAGUUUUUGCCAUCAGUUGAUGAUCUUGUGGAGCCUGCUCACUACGGGAAUUUUACACAGUUCUCUUUGAGCUAUAUAUUGAAGGAAAAAGUAUUGCUUGGUAAUGGCUUCUUCGAACCAGUGUUUGGUGGACACCAGAGUCUUGGGGAUAGAGAAGAGACAUACCAUGCUAAAGACCAGACCCUCCACUGCGGUUUUGUUAGAGGACCAGAUGAUUACCCUAGUACCGGAUUUGAUUUGGAUGAAAAUGAUAGAAGGUAUAUGGCUACCUGCCAUGUUUCUGUAUCAUCAUGUAUUUUUCGAAGCUCUGAUUACUUGAGGAGACCAACUAAAAGCAGGAUUGGCUCUUACGCUAAGAAGAAUGUGUGCUUCGUCAUGUUCAUGGAUGAGCUAACACUGGCAACCCUUUCCUCUGAAGGACACAUGCCUGAUGGAAAUGGAUUCAUAGGCUUAUGGAGAAGUGUCGUAGUUAAGAACUUACCAUACGAAGAUAUGCGAAGAGCUGGGAAGGUGCCAAAAUUUCUAGCUUAUCGACUCUUCCCAUCUGCCAUGUAUUCUAUAUGGUUGGAUAGCAAACUGCGCCUCCAUGCUGAUCCAAUGCUUAUCAUUGAGUAUUUCUUAUGGAGAAAGAAAGCAGAAUAUGCCAUCUCAAUGCACUAUGAUCGCUUUUGUGUAUGGGAGGAAAUACUCCAAAACAAGCGGUUGAACAAAUGUACCUGA